Molecule: messenger RNA, 2289 nt
Organism: Rotaria socialis
Lineage: Eukaryota; Metazoa; Rotifera; Eurotatoria; Philodinida; Philodinidae
Source: the annotation of a GenBank genome assembly
AUGGCUGAUGAUUAUUCUUCUGAACAAGCAUAUAUAAAGCAAAAUCAAUUGACAGUUUAUUUUGAAGAUUGUAUACGUAGUCUUCUUGAAGCUCGUCGUCGUCCGCCGCCAUUAGAAAAAACCAAAAUCGAUGCUAAUGCAUUUUUCCGAGAUUAUUUUCUACAAGUAAAACGAGAAACUCAUAUAGUUGGCCGCGAAUUUGCAUUUGUCAAUGCUACACCAUAUAAUCGUCGUGCAUUUCUCACUCAAAUCUGGUUAAAAUGUGAGGCAUCACUACCACCACCAACAACAUUAAAAGAAAUGCAUGCAAUAAUGCUUUCAAUUUGUCCAGAUUUUCCCUAUUCACUUCUGGAAGUUACUCUUCAAUUAAUUGAAGAUCACGAGUCUUUUUUAUUGUUUGAUUAUGUUAUAUUUUUACGUGCAUUUCAAGUUCGUUUUAUUUAUGAUGAAUUCGUUAACGAAACUCAAACACUAUUUCGUUCAUUUUCACAUCGUUUAACAUGUCAUGUUCCAACAGGCGAAAUAAGUAUUCCACAACAAGAUAAUAAUCAUCGGCAAAUUAUAUACGAAGCAUUACAAAAACUAAUAUCAACAAAUGCAUGUACCGGUCCACCGUUGAAUAUUUUAGAAGAAAUUUUACUACCAACAGAACAACAACAACAACAACAACAACAAUUAACGCAUCAAAAAUUUUUAAUAUUUUUAGCUAAAAAUGAAAAAUUAACACGAUUUAUUGGUAGAGAACCUACGAUUUUAAAACAACCACGUCCUAUUCAACAGCAACGAUCUGUUAUCGAACCAAUAUCAUCAAUACAAAAUGAAACCAAAAUACUGCUAACAUCAUUAUCAACGCCAACAACACGUAUAUCAAGUCCAAUAUCAUCGGGAACUGUAUUGCCACCACUACCGAAACAGCAAACACUUGUACGAGAAAAACCUAUAAGACAGGGUUCACCAGCAUCGGGCAUCGUACAAACAAAUUUUAAUAAACGAACGGACUCAGCAACAUCAUUUAUUGCUCGAUCUAGUUCAGCUAAAUCAUCAAUACCGAUGACCAAUGUUAUAAAACAAGAAAUAAGCGGAACCGAUUCAGAUAUAGAAUCUCCAUUUAAAAAAUAUUUAUUAAUCAUCCCGUAUACUUGUGGUUUUGCUUUUCUAGAUAUCGAUUGUUUGAUGGCAUCUUCAACAAAUUUAGACGAAAGAUUUAAUACAGCUGUGAAAACUAUUCAAAAUUUACCACCGCAUGGUAUUAUUCAACCGUCGAAUUUAACAAAACUAACUUUCUAUGGUCUUUAUAAACAAGUGACCCAGGGUCCAUGUAAAGAAUCACGACCGUCUGUUUUUAAUAUUGUUGCUCGAGCUAAAUGGGAGGCAUGGGAUAGAUGUCGAUCAAUGACUAAAGAACAAGCUAUGCUAGCAUAUAUUGGUGAAAUCGGAAAAAUUGUUGAAACAAUGCCUCAAACGAAUGAAGUCAUAGAAUUUGCAAAAUCAGUUGGAUUACCAAAUAAAUCUGUAGAUGGCCAAGCAUCGAAUACAUUAUCAGAAAAACAGCAACAUCACGCUUCUGUUAAUCUUAUUGACAAAGAUGAUCACCAUAAUGAUCCACUUGUUGCGAAUCCUAUUCAAACUCCUGUUGUCGACGAUAAUGCUUCAAAUCGUUCAUUAUCUCUAUCAUCGGCUUCUUCCUUGUCUUCAACAACGUCUUCCAAUAUUGAUGAAUUUUAUGAUGAUCCAUCUUGUUUCAUAUCUUCAGAUUAUGAAGGAAUAUCAUCAGAUUACAAUAUUAUUAAACAACCAUCUCCAAAUCCAACAAGAUCUUUUCCACAUUUGCAUGGUAGUCAAAAUCGAACAAAUGAUUCAGUACAAAAUACAAAUAGAUCAACAGCACAGCCAUCUUCACUUCCUCGCCACAAUGCAUCUACACCAGUCAUCUAUUCAAUUUCAUCUGUUGUAUCUGAUAUUAAUAAUAGAAGUCAUCUAGCUAAUGAUUGCAAUAAAGAAACACAACGUGCUAUAUUAACAGCAUUGAAUAAACUUCAGCGAGAUAUUCAUAAUAUAUUAGAAAGACUUAAUCGAUUGGAAACAUCAAGUUCUCUUCUUCAGCAGAGAGAAUUAUCUACUCGAUUAGAAUCAAAUUCUUCGUCGCGAUGGUGGCCAUUGUCAGGUUUUCGUCGAGAAGUCAUUGCAUUUAUAUUACUUUGGCCUUUUGUUGCAUUUAUUCUUAUGCGUUUAUUCCUUCGCGCAAAAAUAAGUAUACGUUUUCAACGACAACAUGCUCUUAAAAUCUAA